UGGAAUUUUUAAUUUUGACAUCGCCUGACCCAGUGACCCUGGCUUGCACUGAGCUCCGUUUCCAACAGACCUCCUCUUCAACACCUGCUAGUGUGGUCUCUAAACUCUGAAAAGUUUCUGAUAUGCAUGAUCUACUAUAGUAACUAUACUGAACCCUGAUUUUGUGCUGGCGUACAAUAUAUACCGAGGCAUGUUGCUGAAUGAAGACCACACAGCGAAUCAUAUGAGAAUUCCUGCUGCCCCCGCUUUCAUCCCCUCAUCAAAACCUCGCGUCCGGAUAUGCCAUCAGUGUGGUUUCGUUUUACCACAAGAUUUUCCAUGGAUAGUCUGUGAUGACUGCCAGUUACUACCGCGGCUAAGGACCCAAAGUAUUCAUUCCCCUGCACACACUCUCCCUGCAAAUAAAGACGCAACGACGCUCGGACAAGCUGGACAGUUCUUUGCGACAUGUGUUUUGUGCCAAAUGGCCGUAGAAGGAUCAAGAAUCACAUCGAGCUCUGACACACUCUGCCCUGCAUGUCGAAUGAGGCAAGAAGGCAUGAAACUGAAGCCUACAAGGCGCAUCAAUCGGCACGUACCACCAUUACUCCCACCCACAUCACCCGUCAUCGCACCACCCCGCGAUCCUCCCCGCCCGUGUUUCUUUAACUCCCGCGGAGAAAUUGUUGCUCAUUCCUCUUUCCCUGUUGUCGUGGCGCCCAUGCGUGUGUGUAUGCGCUUCGGCUGUGGAGCACAAUUAGCACCCAACCAGCUUUUCAACUUUUGCGAUGUGUGUCUGCGAUUGGGGUUUGGCCGUGGAGCGCCUGCACCGCCCCCUGCCCCCAAGCGCCUUCCGAAGCGCAUGAGAAGAGAUGAACUUCCCUCUGGGGUGCUUAUCUCAAAGGUCAAGGUAAAGUGGUUUUUCAUAUUCCUCUGUUUAGAAUGCAGUUGAACCAUGACGAUUUGAAGCGUGAUAUAUAUGCUGCACAGAGGACUGAGGCCCUUGGACAGACCCCGCAAGAAACGUGUGCGGAACUUGGUCCACACAACAAUGAUGAUUUGGACCUCGAGUUGAUGUAUCCUGAGGUUAGUGAGAUGAUGAAGAGCUUGCAGCACAAGAUUCCGUCAACUCGAUAGCGACAACUGUUGGUAACGAUGUUCCACCUCCAGGUGUUGUCUCGGAACGUGGGCCUUCGC
Messenger RNA from Suillus plorans, 1176 nucleotides. RefSeq lists its product as uncharacterized. The coding region runs from base 191 to 931 and encodes 246 amino acids. The transcript is spliced from 5 exons. The record is from RefSeq and is a predicted model, not a curated record. Lineage: Eukaryota; Fungi; Basidiomycota; Agaricomycetes; Boletales; Suillaceae.